Messenger RNA from Bubalus bubalis (water buffalo), 1221 nucleotides. RefSeq names its product opioid receptor mu 1 (gene OPRM1). The transcript has 4 exons. Gene Ontology annotation, biological process: neuropeptide signaling pathway; sensory perception of pain; G protein-coupled opioid receptor signaling pathway. NCBI's taxonomy places the organism in Eukaryota, Metazoa, Chordata, Mammalia, Artiodactyla, Bovidae. Gene Ontology annotation, cellular component: membrane; neuron projection. Bases 16 to 1221 code for a protein of 401 amino acids. Gene Ontology annotation, molecular function: G-protein beta-subunit binding; morphine receptor activity; G-protein alpha-subunit binding. The record is from RefSeq and is a predicted model, not a curated record.
CCGGCGGUCAGCACCAUGGACAGCGGCGCCGUCCCCACGAACGCCAGCAACUGCACUGAUCCCUUCACACACCCUUCAAGUUGCUCCCCAGCACCUAGUCCCAGCUCCUGGGUCAACUUCUCCCACUUAGAAGGCAACCUGUCCGACCCAUGCGGUCCGAACCGCACCGAGCUGGGCGGGAGCGACAGACUGUGCCCUUCGGCCGGCAGCCCUUCCAUGAUCACGGCCAUCAUCAUCAUGGCCCUCUACUCCAUCGUGUGCGUGGUGGGGCUCUUCGGAAACUUCCUGGUCAUGUAUGUGAUUGUCAGGUACACCAAAAUGAAGACUGCCACCAACAUCUAUAUUUUCAACCUUGCCCUGGCAGAUGCCCUGGCAACCAGUACCCUGCCUUUCCAGAGUGUCAAUUACCUGAUGGGAACAUGGCCCUUUGGAACCAUCCUGUGCAAGAUUGUGAUCUCCAUAGACUACUACAAUAUGUUCACCAGCAUAUUCACCCUCUGCACCAUGAGUGUGGAUCGCUACAUUGCAGUCUGCCAUCCUGUCAAGGCCCUGGAUUUCCGCACUCCCCGUAAUGCCAAGAUCAUCAACAUCUGCAACUGGAUCCUCUCUUCAGCCAUUGGUCUGCCUGUGAUGUUCAUGGCAACGACAAAGUACCGGCAAGGUUCCAUAGAUUGUACACUAACAUUCUCUCACCCAACGUGGUACUGGGAAAACCUGCUGAAAAUCUGUGUUUUCAUCUUUGCCUUCAUCAUGCCUAUCCUCAUCAUUACAGUGUGUUAUGGGCUGAUGAUCUUACGCCUCAAGAGUGUGCGCAUGCUCUCUGGCUCCAAAGAAAAGGACAGGAACCUGCGAAGAAUCACCAGGAUGGUGCUGGUGGUUGUGGCUGUGUUCAUUGUCUGCUGGACGCCCAUUCACAUCUACGUCAUCAUUAAAGCCUUGAUCACAAUCCCAGAAACCACUUUCCAGACCGUUUCCUGGCACUUCUGCAUUGCUCUGGGUUAUACCAACAGCUGCCUGAACCCCGUCCUUUAUGCAUUUCUGGAUGAAAACUUCAAACGAUGCUUCAGAGAGUUCUGUAUCCCAACUUCCUCCACCAUUGAGCAGCAAAACUCCACUCGAAUUCGUCAGAACACCAGAGACCACCCCUCCACAGCCAAUACGGUGGAUAGGACUAACCAUCAGCCACCCUUGGCAGUCAGCAUGCCCCAGGUCUUUACAUGA